AUGAACACACAUAUUCUUUCUAUCCCUGAUGAUUUGAUAAUCAACGUUUUAGCUUUCUUAGGUGGUUCCUCACAUUCUGAAUUGCUUAAGGCAAAAACCAUUUGUAAAACUUUUAAUCGGUUAUCUCAAGACGACUAUAUUUAUGAAAGAGUGUCUUUACAAGAUAUAGAUGUAGUUUCAUGGCACAUAAAUAAAGAGCAAUCUAUAUUCUUGGAAAGAUGCGCAAAUUCUCAUAAUUCAGAAGCCUUGUAUAGGAAUGGAGUGGUGGAAUAUUUUAGCGGUAAAAAUUAUAAGUUAGGGUUGGAAUAUAUUGAAAAGGCAACAAAUUUAGGACACGUUGGAGCACUCUAUGUAUUUGGUGUUAUCUCACUAUUUGGAAAUAGUGAACUGAUGAAGAAAGGAGUGGAGAUUCUAAAUCAUGAAAUGCUUAAAGGAAAAUUGUGGAAGUGUCGAGGAGAGUUGAUCGAGAUAAUCAACAAGUUGUGGGUGAAUAUCCCUAUUAGCAUGAAGAAUGUUGUCGUUUGUUGCUCAAUCCACAACGAUAAUCAAAAAAAGUGGAAAUCAACAUGGCCCGUUAAUGAUAACGAUGAUUACGUUGAAUGUGAGGCGUGUAAAUGUGACAGGGAACUCGAUUACUUGAGGCCUUGUAUUGGUAUUAAUCGUUAA
Molecule: messenger RNA, 666 nt
Organism: Impatiens glandulifera
Lineage: Eukaryota; Viridiplantae; Streptophyta; Magnoliopsida; Ericales; Balsaminaceae
Product: putative F-box protein At1g67623
Exons: 3
Coding region: 1-666 (221 amino acids)
Molecular function (GO): protein binding
Source: RefSeq, a predicted model, not a curated record